Gymnodraco acuticeps is the source of this 1628-nucleotide messenger RNA. It is a transcript of the gene dntt, whose product is annotated as deoxynucleotidyltransferase, terminal. Lineage: Eukaryota; Metazoa; Chordata; Actinopteri; Perciformes; Bathydraconidae. The record is from RefSeq and is a predicted model, not a curated record. Gene Ontology annotation, molecular function: DNA nucleotidylexotransferase activity; DNA binding; DNA-directed DNA polymerase activity. Gene Ontology annotation, biological process: double-strand break repair via nonhomologous end joining. Bases 1 to 1497 code for a protein of 498 amino acids. The transcript is spliced from 11 exons. Gene Ontology annotation, cellular component: nucleus.
AUGUUCCACACUCCUAUUGUGCCUUUUGCUAGGAAAAGAUCAAGACCAGUGGAAGCCGCUGUUCCCAGACAUGAUGUGGUGAAGUUUAAAGAUGUCAGACUGUACCUGGUGGAGAGAAAAAUGGGAUGCAGCAGGAGAAACUUUCUGACCCAGCUGGCCAGAUCUAAGGGCUUUAUUGUGGACGACAAUCUAAGUGAUGAGGUCACUCAUGUGGUGUCAGAGGACAGCCGAGCCUCAUCCCUGUGGAAGUGGCUAAAGGAAUGUGCCCCUAAGAAUCUACCCGGGGUGAAUGUGUUGGACAUCAGCUGGUUCACCGACAGCAUGAGAGAGGGGAGACCUGUUGCUGUGGAGACCAAGCACCUCAUUCAGAUCCCCCUGCCCACAGAAGGUUCUCCACUCACUCCUGUGGCAACCGUUUCUCGGUACGCCUGCCAGAGACGGACAACCCUGGAAAACCAUAACAAGAAAUUCACAGAUGCUUUUGAAGUGCUGGCAGAGAGCUAUGAAUUCAACAACAUGGAGCGUCCAUGUCUGGCUUUCAGGAGAGCUACGUCUGUUCUGAAGAGUCUGCCCUGUGCGGUGCGGUGCCUGGGGGCUACACAGGACCUGCCCUGCUUGGGGCAGCACACCAAGAAAGUGAUUGAGGAGGUCCUCCAAUGUGGCCGUUCGUUUGAAGUCGAGGAAUUGCUCUCUGAUGAAAGGUAUCAGACUUUUAAGCUGUUCACAAGUGUGUUUGGGGUUGGACCGAAGACGGCGGAGAAGUGGUUCUGCAGAGGGCUGCGCUCAUUCAGUGACAUUCUGACAGACCACAGCAUUCAUCUAAACCGGAUGCAACAAAGUGGUUUCCUGCAUCAUGGAGACAUCUCCAGGGCUGUCAGUGCAGCCGAGGCCCGGUCCCUGAGGAGCGUUAUUGACGGAGCUGUCCACUGCGUCACGCCGGCCGCCACAGUCGCUCUGACAGGUGGCUUUCACAGGGGAAAGGAGUUCGGUCAUGACGUAGAUUUUAUCGUGACCACACCUGAGCUGGGGGAGGAGGAGAGUCUGCUACCCAACGUUAUUGAUGAGCUAAAAAAGCAAGGCAUUCUUCUGUACUGUAAUUACCAGGCCUCCACCUUUGAUAUGAGGAAGCUUCCAAACCACCAUUUUGAGGCCAUGGACAACUUCGCAAAGUGCUUCCUGAUCCUGCGGCUGGAGAGCAGUCAGGUGGAGGGGGGUCUCCACUGUGCUGAGGGGGACAUCAGGGGCUGGAGGGCGGUGCGCGUGGACCUGGUGUCGCCGCCUGUGGAUCGAUACGCCUUCGCUCUCCUGGGAUGGACUGGAUCCAGACAGUUUGAGAGAGAUCUGAGAAGGUUUGCACAAGUGGAGCGAGGGAUGAUUCUGGACAACCACGCCCUGUACGACAAAAAAAAGAAAGAGUUCCUGGCAGCUUCGACUGAAAAGGACAUCUUUGCCCAUCUGGGUCUGGAGUACAUGGAGCCCUGGCAGAGGAACGCGUAGGCCUGCUCUUCCCUGGCUGGAUCACACCCUCUGCGUACAUCACUGUUUGUCCCAUCUGCUUCCCGCUCUGCCGUGAUUCACUUUCAAAAUGCUUUUGAUUUCCAUACAGUUUUGUUCUGUUAUUGUGUAUG